AUGCGUGACACAGCAAUACGUAGCGAUCAAGGGAGUACACCAUCCUCCCCAGUAGGACCUCAAGACGAUGUAUUGGAUGAUCUUGACGGUCAGUCGGUAUCCUCCUCACCUGAACAUGCAGGAUAUACCCUGUUGGAGAAUGCUAUUGUAUCCAGUCAGAGCAGUGAUGAGGAAGAAAUAGAAAAUGGGAGUACCAUUCCUCUAGAUGAUACGGGAGUUGAUGAAGCCCUUAUGCGAGUGUUGAACUCUGAUGGGACACAUUUUGGAUCAUUCCCAGUUUCGGAGGAGCCUAAAGACGAACCAGAUGAGUCAUCACCAGCUCUGCUGUGGAAUGAACCUAGAAAGGAUGCGGAUCAACGAAUACCUCUUCCUGAUGAAAAAGCGACAGAAAUCAAGGCCUGUCUGAGCGAUUUCAAAUUGCCUGAAACAUGCUUGCCAGCAUGGGCAAAGGAAAUCCCCGAAGAUGUUUGGAUACAGCAUCUCCUCCAGCGCAUCUCUCCACAAUCAAAUGCAACUGCUUCUACAUCGAAACUGUGA
Messenger RNA from Rodentolepis nana, 537 nucleotides. NCBI's taxonomy places the organism in Eukaryota, Metazoa, Platyhelminthes, Cestoda, Cyclophyllidea, Hymenolepididae. The record is from the annotation of a GenBank genome assembly.